GUCACACAGAGGCUCCAGCUGUGCAGCGAACAGACACAAACCUACAACUGAGAUAACAGCAGACUUUACAACAGUAGAAGAUACAACAGUAGAAGUUACAACAGUAGAAGUUACAACAGUAGAAGAUACAACAGUAGAAGAUACAACAGUAGAAGAUACAACAGUAGAAGUUACAACAGUAGAAGUUACGAGAGAAGAAGAUACAACAGUAGAAGUUACAACAGUAGAAGUUACGAGAGAAGAAGAUACAACAGUAGAAGUUACAACAGUAGAAGUUACAACAGUAGAAGAUACAACAGUAGAAGUUACGAGAGAAGAAGAUACAACAGUAGAAGUUACAACAGUAGAAGAUACAACAGUAGAAGUUACAACAGUAGAAGUUACAACAGUAGAAGAUACAACAGUAGAAGAUACAACAGUAGAAGAUACAACAGUAGAAGAUACAACAGUAGAAGAUACAACAGUAGAAGUUACAACAGUAGAAGUUACAACAGUAGAAGAUACAACAGUAGAAGAUACAACAGUAGAAGAUACAACAGUAGAAGUUACAACAGUAGAAGUUACAACAGUAGAAGUUACUUCAUUUGAGCACAGCUGUGUAAAGAUGUCAGAGGCAACCUAUAAAAACAGAGAUGGAUUGAAAGGGGAAAAAACAAAUGAGACCAUGAAUAUUGAUGAUCAUAUACCGAUCAACAAAAGACCCAUCAUGCCCUGCAAGAAGGAUGGAGCUGGUGAUCAACAUUCAGUGUCUUGUCAGUGGUGGAAGAGAUACUCUGGAGCUGCUGCAGUGUGUCUGGGGCUUCUGUGUGUUCUCCUACUGGCUGGGAUCAUAGGCCUGUUUCUCUACCAGAGAAACCAAUUGACCUGUUCCAACACCCUGACCAAAGAGAGGGACCAGUUACAGACCAGUGGAAACAAUCUGACUGAAGAGAGAGACCAGCUACAGACUAGCAACAACACGCUGACCAAAGGGAGAGACCAGCUACAGACCAGCGACAACACCCUGACCAAAGAGAGAGACCAGCUACAGACCAGAUACAACACCCUGACCAAAGAGAGAGACCAGCUACAGACCAGUUACAACACCCUGACCAAAGAGAGAGACCAGCUACAGAAAGAGACAGAACUUCUGAAACAAUCUUUAGUUGAGAAAGUGUGUCCUCGAGGAUGGAAGAAGCUUGGUAGCAGUUGUUACUACGUCUCUACUGAGACAAAAUCCUGGGAGGAGAGCAGACAGGACUGCAGAAAUAGAGGAGCAGACCUGGUCAUCAUCAACAGCCAAGAGAAACAGGUAUUGGAACAGUGGAGAGCCUAAUGGUGGUGGAGCAGAGAACUGUGUGUAUUUCUACUCCAGGUCAUCAGACACAGGAGCUUGGUGGGACUAUUACUGUUACUAUAAAUACAGAUGGAUCUGUGAAAAAUAGGAUUCAUCCUCAGUACUCUCUGAACUGCUAAUUAAGAUUAUGCUAAGUUCUGUCAAUCGUAAACUAUUUUCUGCUCAUUCAACUUACCUUGUAAAGUACAUACAAUAUAUAACAAGACAAAUGUAUAACACAUUAUAAUAAAAAUAACAGAACAUAUGCAACAACAAUACAAUGAAUUGAUAACAGAAAGACUGUUCUCUCUGUUGUUGAGGAAAUUCACCACGAAGGACAAGAAAAUCUAAGGAACUGAAUCAAUCUUUAAUAUCACAGUCAUGGAGUUUAUUGAUGUUAAUUUUUAUUUGAAUUACUUUUUAUUUUAGUCUACUUGCUAAAUAUUUUUCUUAACUCUUCUUGCACUGCACUGUUGGUUAAGGGCUUGUAAGUCAUCAUUUCACUGUAAAGUCUACACUUGUUGUAUUCGGCGCGUGUAACAAAUAAAGUUUGAUUUGAUUUGA
Messenger RNA from Oncorhynchus nerka (sockeye salmon), 1879 nucleotides. RefSeq names its product C-type lectin domain family 12 member B-like. The coding region runs from base 605 to 1315 and encodes 236 amino acids. Gene Ontology annotation, molecular function: transmembrane signaling receptor activity. The record is from RefSeq and is a predicted model, not a curated record. Gene Ontology annotation, cellular component: plasma membrane. The transcript has 5 exons. Lineage: Eukaryota; Metazoa; Chordata; Actinopteri; Salmoniformes; Salmonidae.